This is a messenger RNA of Pezoporus occidentalis (night parrot), 1025 nucleotides long. RefSeq names its product claudin 25 (gene CLDN25). The coding region runs from base 70 to 798 and encodes 242 amino acids. Gene Ontology annotation, biological process: bicellular tight junction assembly; cell adhesion. The record is from RefSeq and is a predicted model, not a curated record. Gene Ontology annotation, cellular component: plasma membrane; bicellular tight junction. The transcript is spliced from 2 exons. Gene Ontology annotation, molecular function: structural molecule activity. Lineage: Eukaryota; Metazoa; Chordata; Aves; Psittaciformes; Psittacidae.
GGCGGAGGAGCAGGCUUGAAUCGGCCGCCCCGGGCUGCAGACGCGGCCGGCGCUGCUCCACAAGCGUUAAUGCCCGCGGCCGCCGCUCAGGGCGGCUUCACCCGGCCCGGCGCGCACUCGGCGGCCGGCGGGAGCAUGGCCGGGAGCUGGCGGGCGAAGGCGCAGGCGGGGGGGAUGCUGCUGGCGCUGCUCGGGUGGGUCUCCUCCUGCGUCACCACCUUCGUGCCGCUCUGGAAGAGCCUCAACCUGGACCUGAACGAGCUGGAGGUGUGGACCAUGGGGCUCUGGCAGGUCUGCAUCGCCCGCGAGGAGGGGGUGGUCGAGUGCCGGGCCCACGGCUCCUUCCUGGCGCUGUCCCCAGAGCUGCGCGUCUCCCGCCUCCUGAUGUGCCUCUCCAACGGGCUGGGGCUGCUGGGGGCCCUCCUGGCCGCGCCGGGGCUGGAGGGAUGGACCCCCUGCGAGGACAAGCCCCGGCUAAAGCGGCGGCUCCUGCUCGCCGGCGGAGCGACGUUCGGCACGGCCGGGAUGGCCACGCUGGCUCCGGUGUCCUGGGUCGCCUACAACACGGUCCUCGACUUCUGGGACAGCACCGUCCCCGACAUCGUGCCCCGCUGGGAGUUCGGGGAGGCCACGUUCCUGGGCUGGUUCGCCGGAGCCUUCCUCGCUGCCGGCGGGCUCCUCCUCGCCUGCAGCGCCCGCACCACGAGGGCCUCGACGCCGCCGGUCCCCGCCUGCCACCAGCAGCCCCCCGCCGCGGGCCAUCACCCCCUCCCCAAGCCCGCAGACCUGGUCAUCUAGGGGCUCCGGCUGGCUCUGGAGGGCAUCGAGCCGGCAGCAAGGCAGGGGCAGAGCAGCAGCAGUGACACCGGAGCAGAGCCACUUGUGGCUGAGGCAGCACUAGCAUCCCUUGCUAGACCCCCGUUGCCAAGUCCGUUGUGGUCAAUUGCUACGCUCCGGAGUAGCAUCUCACUCCGUGCGUGUCUGUAUCACUGUGAUGUACCCACAAUAAAUUAUCACAGUUGCCA